This is a messenger RNA of Merops nubicus (carmine bee-eater), 3673 nucleotides long. It is a transcript of the gene ITPR2, whose product is annotated as inositol 1,4,5-trisphosphate receptor, type 2. Gene Ontology annotation, molecular function: calcium channel activity. Gene Ontology annotation, cellular component: membrane. NCBI's taxonomy places the organism in Eukaryota, Metazoa, Chordata, Aves, Coraciiformes, Meropidae. The annotation marks the transcript as partial. The record is from RefSeq and is a predicted model, not a curated record. Gene Ontology annotation, biological process: calcium ion transmembrane transport. The transcript has 25 exons.
CCACACUAUCCAGAAGGUAAUAAUGAAGGAAAAACUUUGAGAGAUGGCGACCUUCCUGCUUCAAAGAAGAAACGCCAGGCAGGGGAGAAGAUUAUGUACACUUUGGUCUCUGUGCCACAUGGAAAUGACAUUGCAUCUCUCUUUGAACUGGAUGCCACCACUCUUCAGAGAGCUGAUUGCCUGGUUCCAAGGAACUCAUAUGUCCGACUGAGGCAUUUGUGCACUAACACUUGGGUCACUAGUACCAGCAUUCCAAUAGAUACUGAUGAAGAGAGGCCUGUGAUGUUAAAGAUUGGGACGUGCCAAACAAAAGAGGACAAAGAAGCUUUUGCCAUUGUGUCAGUUCCUCUCUCUGAGGUCAGAGACUUGGACUUUGCCAAUGACGCAAAUAAGGUUCUGGCAUCAACUGUUAAAAAGCUGGAGGAUGGAACAAUAACCCAGAAUGAAAGGAGGUUUGUAACCAAGUUACUGGAAGAUCUCAUUUUCUUUGUUGCUGAUGUGCCUAAUAAUGGGCAGGAAGUUUUGGAUGUGGUGGUCACCAAAGCAAACCGGGAACGACAGAAAUUAAUGAGAGAACAAAAUAUAUUGGCUCAGGUAUUUGGCAUUCUCAAAGCUCCUUUUAAGGACAAAGGUGAAGGGUCGAUGCUGAGGCUUGAAGACCUGGGUGACCAGAGAUAUGCUCCAUACAAAUACAUGUUAAGGUUAUGUUACAGAGUUCUCAGACACUCCCAGCAGGACUAUAGGAAGAACCAGGAGUAUAUUGCUAAGAACUUCUGCGUCAUGCAGUCCCAGAUUGGCUAUGAUAUCCUGGCAGAAGACACCAUCACAGCUUUGUUGCACAACAACAGAAAACUGCUAGAGAAACACAUCACAGCUAAAGAAAUCGAGACAUUUGUUAAUUUGCUCAGGAGAAAUCGAGAGCCAAGAUUCUUGGAUUACCUAUCAGACCUGUGUGUAUCUAACACCACAGCAAUACCAGUAACUCAGGAACUCAUCUGCAAGUUUAUGCUGAGCCCAGGGAACGCUGACAUCCUCAUUCAGACCAAGCUGGUUUCCACACAAAUGGACAAUCCCUUGGAAUGCCCAGUCAUCUCGGAUGACAUUGAUGAAGAGGAAGUGUGGCUUUACUGGAUUGACAGUAACAAGGAGCCUCAUGGCAAAGCCAUCAGGCAUCUGGCUCAGGAGGCAAAGGAGGGCACAAAAGCUGAUUUAGAAGUACUUACCUACUACAGGUAUCAACUGAAUCUCUUUGCAAGAAUGUGCCUGGACCGCCAGUAUCUUGCCAUCAACCAGAUUUCUGCCCAGCUGUCAGUAGACCUGAUCCUGCGGUGCAUGUCUGAUGAAAGUCUCCCUUACGACCUCCGGGCUUCCUUCUGUCGGCUCAUGCUGCACAUGCACGUGGACAGAGACCCUCAAGAAUCUGUGGUACCUGUCAGAUAUGCCAGAUUGUGGACUGAAAUUCCUACUAAGAUCACCAUUCAUGAGUAUGAUUCUUUCACAGACUCUUCAAGGAAUGAAAUGAAGAGGAAGUUUGCCUUAACUAUGGAAUUUGUGGAAGAGUACUUGAAAGAAGUUGUAAAUCAGCCCUUUCCUUUUGGAGACAAAGAGAAAAAUAAACUUACAUUUGAGGUGGUACAUCUGGCUCGAAACCUCAUAUACUUUGGCUUUUAUAGUUUCAGUGAGCUUCUCAGACUGACCCGGACGCUGCUGGCCAUUCUAGAUAUUGUUCAAGUUCCUAUAUCAUCAUACUUUGAAAGGUUGAGCAAGUUUCAGGAUGGAGGAAACAAUGUUAUGAGGACCAUCCAUGGUGUAGGAGAGAUGAUGACCCAAAUGGUGCUGAGCAGAGGAUCUAUAUUUCCCCUCAGUGCCCCUGAUGCACAGCCAAGCAUUCACCCAAGCAAGCAAACCAGCACCUCAGACAGUGAAGAUGUGAUCGUCAUGGACACCAAAUUGAAAAUCAUUGAGAUUUUGCAGUUUAUUCUCAGUGUUAGACUGGACUAUAGAAUAUCCUACAUGUUGUCUAUCUAUAAGAGAGAGUUUGGGGAAAACAAUGAAAAUGUUGAUUGCUCUUCAGCAUCCCCGCCUGGCACACCAGGGAUUGCCUCAGCAAUUGUUCCUGACAUAGAUGAAAUUGCAGCUCAGGCUGAAACCAUGUUUGCUGGCAGAAAGGAGAAGAAUGCAGUUCAGCUCGAUGACGAAGGGGGUAGAACAUUCUUACGGGUCCUCAUUCACCUCAUCAUGCACGACUACCCCCCUUUGCUCUCAGGUGCUCUGCACCUGCUAUUCAAGCACUUCAGCCAGAGAGCAGAAGUUCUACAAGCCUUUAAACAGGUUCAGUUGCUGGUGUCAAAUCAAGAUGUUGAUAACUACAAGCAAAUCAAAGCUGAUCUCGAUCAACUGCGUCUGACUGUAGAAAAAUCAGAACUGUGGGUUGAGAAGAGCAGCAAUUAUGAGAGUGGAGAGGGGGGUGACAAUCAAACCAAAGGAGGAGAAGAACCAAUAGAGGAGUCAAAUAUUUUGAGUCCAAUACAGGAUGGGACCAAAAAACCCCAGAUAGACAGCAAUAAAAGCAAUAACUACAAUAUCGUUAAAGAGAUUUUGAUUCGACUCAGCAAACUCUGUGUUCAGAAUAAGAAGUGUCGGAAUCAACAGCAGCGAUUGCUGAAAAACAUGGGUGCCCACUUGGUAGUCUUGGACCUCCUGCAGAUACCCUAUGAAAAGAGCGAUGAGAAGAUGAAUGAAGUUAUGAAUCUAGCCCACACUUUCCUUCAGAAUUUCUGUCGAGGAAAUCCUCAGAAUCAAGUUCUCCUCCACAAAAAUCUCAACUUGUUCUUAACUCCAGGGCUCCUGGAAGCUGAAACCAUGCGGCACAUCUUCAUGAACAAUUACCUGCUGUGCAAUGAGAUCAGUGAGAGGGUGGUGCAGCACUUCGUGCACUGCAUCGAGACCCACGGCCGGCACGUGGAGUACCUGCGCUUCCUGCAGACCAUCGUCAAGGCUGACGGCAAGUACGUCAAGAAGUGCCAGGACAUGGUGAUGACAGAGCUGAUAAACGGUGGUGAAGAUGUGUUGAUCUUCUACAACGACAGGGCAUCCUUCCCAGUCCUGCUGCAGAUGAUGUGUUCAGAGCGAGACCGAGCAGACGACAGUGGGCCCUUGGCCUAUCACAUCACUCUGGUGGAACUGCUGGCAGCUUGCACAGAAGGAAAGAAUGUGUACACAGAGAUCAAGUGCAACUCACUCCUGCCACUGGAUGACAUCGUGAGAGUAGUGACCCAUGAUGACUGCAUACCUGAGGUGAAGAUUGCCUAUGUGAAUUUUGUUAACCACUGUUACGUGGACACUGAGGUGGAAAUGAAAGAAAUCUAUGCCAGUAACCAUAUUUGGAAGUUAUUUGAAAACUUCCUUGUUGAUAUGGCAAGGGUUUGUAACACUACCACAGAUCGUAAACACGCAGACACAUCCCUGGAGAAAUAUGUCACUGAGCCUGUCAUGAGCAUUGUGAGUGGCUUCUUCAAUUCACCAUUUUCAGACAACAGCACCAGUCUCCAGACACACCAGCCUGUUUUUAUUCAGCUGCUGCAGUCUGCUUUUAGGAUUUACAACUGUACCUGGCCAAACCCAACGCAGAAGGCCUCAGUGGAGUCAUGUAUCAAGACUUUGGCUGAAGUGG